AACAACGCGAGCCCUCGCUUAGCAGACCUGCAUGCAAGCUUCUGUAAACAGUCAUGAUCCUCAUUUGCGCCUUUCCGCAAGCCAAGAGCCGCUCGUCGUUCAGGGGGCUAGAAACUUCGGGACAAAAGGCACUAGGAUGAGGGGCGAGGGGUUGGCGCUGUGUGGUCUCAUUUCCUUGCUCGGUCUGACGCUGCUGCGAUCCACUCACAGCCAGCACCUGCCCGAGGAGCCCUGCUCGGUCCAGAUUCUGGUUCCGGGACUCAAAGGUGAGCCAGGAGAGAAAGGGGAGAAGGGAGCACCUGGGAGGCCAGGUAGAGUGGGACCACCUGGAGAGCCAGGGCACCCUGGACUCAAAGGGCAGAAAGGCCUGAUAGGACGUUAUGGGAAGAUGGGGCCCAGUGGCACCAAAGGUUUAAAGGGAGAUAUGGGAGAUCCAGGGCCACAGGGACCAGCCGGAGACCCGGGUGUCCCCUGUGAGUGCGCCCCGAUUAGGAAGAUGAUUGGAGAAAUGGACAUCCUUGUGGCUCAACUGACGAAUGACCUGAAGUUCAUUAAAAAUGGUGCUCAUUUUUCAGCACUGCCCUCCCCCGCAGCUGUCGCCGGCCUGAAGGAGACGGACAGCAAGGUCUACCUGCUGGUCAAGGAGGAGAAGCGCUACCUGGACGCCGAGCUCUACUGCCAGGGGCGGGGCGGGCACCUGGCCAUGCCCAAGGACGAGGGCGCCAAUGCCGCCGUUGCCGCCUACAUCACACAGGCCGGCCUCAGCCGCGUCUUCAUCGGCAUCAACGACCUGGACCGCGAGGGCCACUUCGCCUAUGUCGACCGCUCCCCCAUGACCACCUUCAGCAAGUGGCGCGACGGCGAGCCCAACGACGCCUACGAGGACGAGGACUGCACCGAGAUGGUGGCCACGGGGGCCUGGGUGGACGUGGCCUGCCACCUCACCAUGUACUUCGUCUGCGAGUUCGACAAGGACGCCGUCUGACCUCUGCUCUGCGGGAGACAAGGGUGGCGUCGUCUCUUUGGCCGCCCUGUCUUUUACUCUCCUCUCUUUCCUUUUACGGGACUUUCGGUGUGCUGUCACAGAGCCAUCAUGCUGUGAGGACAUGCAAUGGUGUGGAGCAAUGGGUAACCUGGAAACUGGGCUUGUAGCCACAAGGUUGCGGGUUCGAGUCAUGGGUUGGUCACAGCUGUUGAGCGAGGAACUUCUGUUUUGCUUCAGUAAAUAUCCAGCCAUGUAAAUGACAUUUGAUUUGAAAACUAUGCAAAUAACCCUGGGCAAGGGCAUCUGCUAAGUAAAUAAGUAAAAAUAUUGCUAAUAAUAAUAAUGACACUACAAAAUGAAACCAGAACUAUGUGCUCUUAUCAUGACAGUGCUGAUGAUUUUGCUGGAGCUGCUUUCAUAAGCAUGUAUGUAUCAUUUCUUUCUUGUGUUUUUUUUUUUUUUUACAUAUAAACAUGCAAACCUGUUAUAUGUUAUGAUUACUUUGUUGUUUAUAAGGACCGUUUAUAUGUAUCAGUUGACUGAAUAUUUCUAUAAAACCUCUAUUCAUUUAUUUAUUGGUGCACUGAUGUAUAAGCUGCCACACACAUGAAAAGUGGAAACGACAGCAGAAAGCAAACUUUGCAAAAUGUGCUGAAUGUAUAUUUCUCUCUUUUAAUUCACCUUCUGUUGUUUUUCUCACAUUUUCCUUUGAUAACCAAAUGCAGUUUUGCUUUCCUCUACAUGUAUGUUGCAGGACCAUGUUUAUA
Messenger RNA from Megalops cyprinoides (Indo-Pacific tarpon), 1752 nucleotides. RefSeq names its product collectin sub-family member 11 (gene colec11). The transcript has 7 exons. NCBI's taxonomy places the organism in Eukaryota, Metazoa, Chordata, Actinopteri, Elopiformes, Megalopidae. The record is from RefSeq and is a predicted model, not a curated record. The coding region runs from base 32 to 985 and encodes 317 amino acids.